Sinocyclocheilus grahami is the source of this 3893-nucleotide messenger RNA. RefSeq names its product apoptosis-stimulating of p53 protein 1. Gene Ontology annotation, cellular component: nucleus. The transcript is spliced from 16 exons. Gene Ontology annotation, biological process: regulation of apoptotic process. The coding region runs from base 64 to 3297 and encodes 1077 amino acids. The record is from RefSeq and is a predicted model, not a curated record. Lineage: Eukaryota; Metazoa; Chordata; Actinopteri; Cypriniformes; Cyprinidae. Gene Ontology annotation, molecular function: p53 binding.
GGGUUUGAACAAGACUCAUUCAAAGGAUGUGUUUGCUAUAACGCUACGAGUGAUUCCUGCGACAUGAAGAAGUUUGUGACUAUUGUUCUUCGAGGCCUGGUCAGCUUGUCUAUCAAACCUGGAGAUAAAAUCUGGAGCAAGGAGCAUGCCUGGCAGUUGAAGAGAGAGGCCAGGAGAAGACGGACUGCAUCUAAGUGGGGAAAGAUGAUUUUAACGGUGUAUUUGAGUGAUGGGGAGCAGGCGCUGACAGAGGUGCCCAUCACUCCAGAGACGACGUGUCGUGAUGUGGUGGAAUUCUGUAAGGAGCCAGGAGAAAGCGGCUGCCACCUGGCCGAGGUUUGGCAUGGAAAUGAACGAGCCAUACCAUUUGACCACAUGAUGUAUGAGCACCUGCAGAAAUGGGGCCCCAGAAAGCAGGAGGUGAAGUUCUACCUACGCCACGAAGACUCGCCCACUGAAAGCAGCGAUCAGGGGAGCCAGCAGUCUCAGGAGCAGCCCAGCAGGAGAGAAGGAAGCAGCUCAGACAUGCACAACGAGAACGGGGUGGGAAACCCUCGUGUGGAGCUCACUCUCUCAGAGCUACAGGAGAUGGCCACUCGUCAGCAGCAGCAAAUUGAGGUCCAGCAACAGAUGCUUGUCGCUAAGGAGCAACGGUUGCGCUAUUUGAAGCAGCAGGAGCGACGGCAGCAGCAGACUGUGUCUGAGACCGAGAAACUACAGAGGUUAAAGGAGAGGGUGGAGAGUCAGGAAGCCAAACUCAAGAAGAUCCGUGCCAUGAGGGGCCAAGUGGACUACAGCAAAGUCAUCAAUGGCAACCUGUCCGCAGAGAUCGAGCACAUCAGCGGGAUGUUCCAGGACAAGCAGGCAGAGCUGCAGGCAGCCGUCUUGAGGGUGGAUCAGCUCAGCCAGCAGCUGGAGGACCUGAGGAGAGGCAAACUAAAUGGCUUGCAGACCCUCGGCGGUCAGGUCACUGGCACCGCUGCCCUGGAGCUCCGCAAACUGUACCAGGAGCUGCAGCUUGUGUCGUUUCUGCUCUGUGCUGUCCAUACGUGUAUGUGUGUGUCUCUCUUUUCUCUUUCCUGUCCCUGUACUUUGAUGUUGUGGGAUUUGUGGGGGGGAUUAGAUGGAGUGAGAAAGCCUCCCGGCCCCUGGAAGGUCUCUGAUUUAGACAUCAUUGUGGACCCGAUUGCUCCACCCCCUCCAGAGCCCCGCCCAGGCCCUGGGGCUCCACCCCCAUUUACCGGCUCUGCGGCAGGGUCGGACAGCGCUUCUCCAAAUGAUGCCGGUUGGCCCACCCUCAACAAGAGCAACACAUCAGUCAAAGCACCUGACUGGAAGGAGUCUGGAACAGACACUAGCAUUAAAACAGCAUCACCUGCAGGCACUCCUGGAGAUAAGGAUUCCAGUCAAAUGGGCUCAGCUCCUCCUCUCAAUAAGCCCCAGCCUCCCCCAUACGGAGCCCAUACCAGCAACCACCCCCUCUCAUCUGCCAACUCGGGUUCCACCAGCUCUUUGGACCGACGCAAGGAUGUUCCUCUCAGACCGGUGCCCAGCCUACCCACCAACCCACCGCCGCAGCCGGCCUGGCCCCGUGUUCCCCCUGCACCCACCGGCUCUUCCUCUCAGCAGAUCCAGCAGCGCAUUUCUGUGCCCCCCAGUCCCACCUUCCAGCCCAGUCCACCCUUUUUCCCCCCCAGUGAGAGGCCAGACGCUCCUCUGGCUGUAGCGGUAAGGCCGUUCAUCCCAGAUAAGGGCUCCAGACCGCAGUCACCCAGAAAAGGCCCAGCCACUAUGAACUCAAGCUCCAUCUACCAUAUGUACUUACAACAAGCAGCCCCCAAAAACUACCCUCUGAACAUCAAGCCCGCAGUCAAAGCAGUAUAUGGUAAGCCAGUCCUGCCUCCCAGCUCUACGCCCCCCUCUCCCUUACUUUUUGGGGGCUCUGGGGCCUUUCCCGCCCUGCAGGGUCCAGGAGGAGACAUGUUGGAUGUUGAGCUGGACUUUGAUGGUCAAAUGAUGGGUGUUCCUGAGCCACCCCCACCCAACGUGGACCACAUCCCGCGACCUCUCAGCCCCACUAAACUCACACCUAUGGUGCACUCCCCUAUGCGCUACCAGAGCGAUGCUGAGCUGGAGGCCUUGCGCAAGAAACUGGCCAAUGCUCCACGACCUCUUAAGAAACGCAGCUCGAUUACGGAACCAGAGGGUCCCAAUGGGCCUAACAUCCAGAAACUUCUCUAUCAGCGGUUCAACACCCUGGCUGGAGGGAUGGAAGGAGGAAUGGGUGAUGUGAGUGGAGGUGGAGGAGUGACUCCAUUCUACCAGCCCUCUACGACCACAGGUGAAAUGCUCUUUGAUGCAGACAAUGGGAAUCAACUUUCAGAAACACCCAUCGUGCCCUCAGAGGGCGCUGUUGCUGAGGAUGUUGUCCCGCAAGGUGAUGCCAAUGAUAAUGAGCCCCCAGAGCAAGUGGCUGAGACGCUGACCCCUCCAGCACCAGAACCGUCAGAAGACAAUAACAAUAAUCCUGCAGAAACAUUAGCAAUUUUGCCGAGUCCUGUAGCUGAGGCCAGCACACCUGAAGAAGCAGACACCUGUCCCUCAUCCCAGCCCACGGGCAAACGCACGAACCUAAAGAAACCCGACUCGGAGCGGACGGGUCACGGCCUUAGAGUGAAGUUCAACCCACUCGCUCUGCUGCUCGAUGCCACACUGGAGGGCGAGUUUGACCAUGUACAAAGGAUAAUCUAUGAGGUUGACAAUCCCAGCACCCCUAAUGAUGAGGGCAUCACACCCCUCCAUAACGCAGUGUGUGCCGGACACCACCACAUCGUCAAGUUCCUGCUGGACUUUGGUGUUAAUGUGAAUGCAGCUGACAGUGAUGGCUGGACGCCCUUGCAUUGUGCUGCCUCCUGUAACAGCGUGCACCUGUGUAAGAUACUGGUGGAGUCUGGUGCUGCCAUCUUUGCCACCACUAUCAGCGAUGUAGAGACGGCAGCAGACAAAUGUGAGGAGAUGGAGGAGGGUUACAUCCAGUGCUCACAGUUUCUCUAUGGUGUGCAGGAGAAGUUGGGAGUGAUGAAUAAGGGAGUUGUGUAUGCGCUGUGGGAGUAUGAGGCUCAGAGCGCAGAUGAGCUUUCCUUUCAGGAGGGUGAUGCCAUUACUGUCCUACACAGGAAGGACGAUACCGAGACAGAGUGGUGGUGGAGUAAACUCAAUGACAAAGAGGGCUAUGUGCCACGGAACCUAUUAGGGCUUUACCGCAGAAUAAAACCAUGUCAGAGGUCUCUGGCGUAACUCUCUCGUGGGUGACCGAACGGACUGAUGUCUUUCACCUCUAUGUGCCACUUGGACCACAGAAGGGCUGAAGCUGCUAAACCCUGAACCUGGAGGCACUAUUAACCGCACUACUCAAACACACUCUCCAGCGAGCACCAGGCCAAACAAGCAGCCUCAGGUUUCUCUGUCUGCCCCCAUCAGCUCAGCCACCAGGCCUCCGUAUCUCCCACUCCACUCCUCGCACGCUCUCUUGUAUCCAUGUUAAAUGUAUUAUAGCUGUACAUCACACUUUGGGGAUCAAGCACUAAUCACUAACAAGAGCUUUUCUCUAUUUGUAGUUGCUUACCCAUGAUGCUUUGCAGAGAAGACCAGGGCAGGCAGUGCUCUGUCAGAGAGAGAGAUUCUCUAUACUUGGAAUUGAACUGGAUGAAUGAGAGCUGAGGUUAUGUAAGCUUAAAACAAAGGACUUGUGUGAAUUUUAUAGCUUAUAUCUACAAAAAUGAGUGUAUAUGAGAGCAGAGAACAAAAAUAUAAAUAGUUUGCGAUUAUUCUGAUCUAUGACUGAGGAAUCCCAUAAACUGAUGGGCAUGCAUAUGAUUCAUAAAGGUGCAUAU